Dermochelys coriacea (leatherback sea turtle) is the source of this 1064-nucleotide messenger RNA. RefSeq names its product heme-binding protein 2-like. Gene Ontology annotation, cellular component: cytoplasm. Lineage: Eukaryota; Metazoa; Chordata; Testudines; Dermochelyidae. The record is from RefSeq and is a predicted model, not a curated record.
CAGCUGGGGAGACCGCAUAUUCAGGACCCACAGCACAGUCCCCCUCCCUGUCCCCCCCCCCAUGGCAGGCCCCCCACAGCACAGCAGCCCCUAGCACCAGGCUGGAUUUUGAGGUUCCACUUUGUUCUGGUUGCUGGUUAUAUCACACAGACCCCACCCCGUUACACAACCCCAACUGCAUGCCUGAUUCAUGGGCCAGAAGGGGCCGGGCAUGGGGUUAUGUAACCUUCCAUGGGCAGGGGGAUAAAAGCAGCCCCAUAUCUGCCUGGUGCCCAAAUGCAUGGGAAGAGCUGGGUCACACCCCAAACUCUCCACCCAACUUCUGCCACGACACCUCUCACAAUGCUACUGCGAAUGGCCCCACUCCUGCUCCUGGCCCUGGCACAGGGGCUCUGGGGAGAGAGGGAGAAGCCUAAAUUCUGCAGGGAAGUCACCGAAUGUUUCACCUUUGACCUCAUCUGCAACAGCUCUGACUACGAGGCCCGGCUUUACCCCCCCUCGGCCUGGGUCAGCACCCGUGUGAACAACACGUACACAGCCGCCAAGACCACCGGCUUCUGGCGCGUCCUCCUCAUCCAGGGCCGGAACCAGCUGGCUAAGGUGACCCCCACAGCCCCUCUGCCCCCAACCUCAGACUCCACCCCUAGAGAACCCACAGCUCCCCAACCCCCACACAUAACCCCCCCCCAGGUUUUCAUCGAGGGGUUCCCUGCUCUGUCCACCUACGUUCGCUCCUUUGGGGGGUGGCUCACGGACGCCAAUCGAGGGACCCACAUCCGGGCCCUUGAUGCCUCCCUGGGGAGGGAUGCCCGGCACUUCAACCACUCCUGGCCCUACUCGGCCGGCUACAACAGCCCCAUGAAGCUGUUCGACCGCCACAAUGAGGUCUGGCGCCUGGCAUGGGGUGGCCUGGGCUGUGCCCCAGAGUGAGCCCCCCAAAUGUCACCCACUGGCAUUGCAGCCCCACCAGGAGUGAAAAACCCAGCUCUCGAUUCCGCCCCCCACGAGUGAGCUCCCAGUGAGCAGCCCCUCUCAUCCCCCAUAAUAAAGCCAAGUGACCAAGA